CACCUUACUUCUCCUCCCACCAUCCCGCCACACACUCUCUCUCUCUUCCCUGUGAGUUUUCCGCCGCCCCCUCCCCACGCCUGCCGAGCCGUCGCAGCCUCUCCUAACCGGUAAGUCUCCCUCUCCUCCGUCUCUCUCCCUCGCGGCGCCACCUAACACUGCCGACCAUCGCACCAAGCUCGAAGGAAAGAUGAACAAGGACAAGAUAUUCAAGCUGGCGAAGGGGUUCCGGGGCAGGGCCAAGAAUUGCAUAAGGAUAGCCAGAGAGAGAGUAGAGAAGGCCUUGCAGUACUCCUACAGAGACCGUCGCAACAAGAAGCGCGACAUGCGCUCCCUUUGGAUCCAACGCAUCAAUGCUGGCACCCGCCAACAUGGGGUUAGCUACGGUAAUUUCAUGCAUGGUCUGUUGAAGGAGAACAUCCAACUGAACAGAAAAGUAUUGUCAGAACUUUCUAUGCACGAACCAUACAGUUUCAAGGCCCUGGUAGACAUCUCUAGCAAUGCAUUCCCGGGAAACAAGAAUGUAGUGUUUCCUCCCAAAAAGGAGGGCAUUUCGAUUGUUGUGUAACUGGUAAUUCAGAACACUGAUCCUUCUCAUGGCCUUUUAAGGAAACUGAACAGUUAAAAGUUGGUGACAUUUUCGGCUUCCGGAGCAUCUUGUAAUUUUAUAUUAGAUCUUUCAAAAUUAUUUUGGUUC
Molecule: messenger RNA, 697 nt
Organism: Juglans microcarpa x Juglans regia
Lineage: Eukaryota; Viridiplantae; Streptophyta; Magnoliopsida; Fagales; Juglandaceae
Product: 50S ribosomal protein L20
Exons: 3
Coding region: 191-568 (125 amino acids)
Biological process (GO): ribosomal large subunit assembly; translation
Cellular component (GO): ribosome
Molecular function (GO): rRNA binding; structural constituent of ribosome
Source: RefSeq, a predicted model, not a curated record